CGGGCAGGAGCUCCACAGCCGAGAUCUCGCCGUAGGCCUCCGGCUGGAGCUCCGAGGUCGCCGUGUUGACCUCCGGGGGAGCUCCACAGCCUAGACUUCACCGUAGGCCUCAGGCUAGAGCUCCGCUGUCCCCAUUGCCCCCCCAAAAAAAGUUCUGGGCCAGCUUUCAGUUCCCGAGUGGGCAGCUGACUGGAUCUUCCACAGGGCAGCAAGGUGGAGCAUUGUUCUGCUCCACGGGACAGGGUUGAAGCAGAAAGUUACAGAGCAGCUGAUUUACUUCUUCCUCCAACCACUUCAUCUGCCGCCUACAUUGCACAGCUUCAUACUCCACCUGCUGUCUCCUGACCACACCUUGGUGCUCCUCCUGCUGCUUGCGCUGCCAGGUGUAGUACUCCUCCGGUGUCAGGAAGUUCCAGUAAUAAAGAAAUUUCCUGACUCGGGGUUUUCCUGCUACUUCCAUUGCUUGGGCACGAUAUUCUGUAACAAAACAGGACAGUGGGCAGGAAGUAGGCACAGGAGCACUGUCUUUAUUCAUAAACAAACAAACCAAACACAGGGAACGCGGUCUUUACAGAAUUAGAUACAAGUAAACAUGAGACUAAAGUCGAGGCAGGAAACAGGACAUGGAAAUGAGACCGCUAGCAUACUAAACCUACAUGCUGCACCGUUAACACCGAUAUCUAUCACACUGGCAUCUACGUUACUAAUAAUAAUAUCGCGCAACGUGCGCAUCCACCAGAGGAGUUUAAAUACCCAACAUAAUUAAUACUAAACAUGGACACCUGGGGCAAAUUAACGACAAUUCAAACAUGAAGCGAACAAACCAAAACAAACGUCACGUGUCCACUUCACCCAGUUCAGUCUCUAGUAAGCAGUGCCACAGUGACAUCGGCUGGCCGUGGCGUAACACACCAACAUAUUUAACGUGGGCAUGAGGUACUUUUCCACAUGGCUACCUCUCUGUGUGCCAAAACCACCUCUGGUGUUUAUUGCCAAAAAGCUCUAUUUUGGUUUCAUCUGACCAUAGAACCCGAUCCCAUUUGAAGUUCCAGUAGUGUCUGGCACACUGAAGACGCUUGAAUUUGUUUUUGGAUGAGAGUAGAGGGUUUUUAAUUUAAAAAAAAAUAAUUUAAAAAAACCUUCCAAACAACUUGUGGUGAUGUAGGUGACUUCGGAUUGUAGUUUUGGAGACUUUCUGACCCCAAGACAUAACUAAGUUCUGCAAUUCUCCAGCUGUGAUCCUUGGAGAUUUUUUGGCCACUCGAACCGUCCUCUUCACAGUGCUUUGUAAGAUCACACAGUAAGAUUACAUUUUAGGGAAUAUUUUUUAACCUGAAGUGCAUGUGGAAUUGUCAGACAUUGUUAUUAACCAUAUAUAAUUAUUAACUGCUUGUACUCAAGGCCCUGUACGUAUAAGCAGAACUGUUAGUGACAUUGGUGUUUAAUUAACUGGUAGUAUUCUGGUAGGAUAUUUUCUCCACUUUUUACUGAAACCAUCUUACUGAAUACGCAUGAAUUAACCAAUGAAACGCAGUUCUCCUGACAGACGAAACGCUUUACGUGAGGUAUACGUGCAUGCCGUCUUGGGACAGCACCCCCAUGUGGUGAGGUAUUAUUCUGCAUGGUCAGAAGAUCAGCUGAAGGAUUUGCUGGUGCAGGUGUCCCGGGGUUUGAAGUAAAUCCACUUUGCUUCUCUCGCUCAUAUGGACAUCAAACCAAGUAAUAUAUUUAUAUCGAUGAGAGUGGCUGUUCAUAACGCAGAUGUCCAUGGAUCAUGUGCAGAUGUUGUGUACAAAAUAGACCAAGAGUGGAAGAUAGAUCCAGCAGAUUUUUAGCCAAUGAGAUCCUGCAAGUGGACUACAGGAAUCUACCUAAAGCAGAUGUCUUCGCACUGGUGCUCACAGUGCUAACUGCCUGUGGGGCAAAAGCACUCCUGGGGAAUGGGGAAAUGUGGCACGCAAUACUCAGAGGGAAAUCCCCAACCUUAGCUCAGGUGCUGUCGGAAGAAUUUCAACAACUUCUUAAGCUCAUGAUUCAUCCGGACCCCGUGAGCAGACCUUCGUCCUCAGCCAUGAGUAAACACGCCAUCCUCCAUCCUGCCUCCAAACUGAGUGCCGACAGCCUGCGCGAGCAGCUUCAUGCACAGAAAUUCAGAAACACACUGCUACUGAAAGAGCUGAAACAGAUCCAGUCCUCCACAGCAGCUGCGGUACCGAGCGUCACUUACAGCACCGUGACCUGCUCCAGUGGAAACAAGUAUGACAUAUCGUCCAGACUGCUCGGGAAAAAGAUCAACCGCUCAGUUAGUUUAACCAUGUUCUGAUCCGGACCGUUUUAUUUUUGGGAAAAAACAUACAUUUGGACCCUUCAAGUUGUAAAAAAUAAAUGAUAUGACAGUAUACAUGAAAUUUAUGGAAAUAUGUUCAUAAUUGUAUUGCUACACUAUAUGGCCAAAAGUGUGUGGACACCUGACUUUUAAACUCGUAUGAGCUUGUUGAACGUCCCAUUCCAGAUUGAAUCCUCGUUUGCUGUUAUAAUUAGCUCCACUCUUCUGGGAAGGAUUUCCACUAGAUUUUGGAGCGUAGCUGUGGGGAUUUGUAUUUAUUCAGCUGCAAAAGCGUUCGUGAGCUCAGGCACUGAUGUCGGGACGUCAAGGAGGCUUGGUUUCAUUUCAUCCCAAAGGUGUUCAGUGGGGUUGAAGUCAGGGCUCUGUGCAGGACACUCAAGUUCUUCCAGUCCAACCUUAACACACCAUGUCCUCAUGGAGCUCACUUUGUGCACAGGGGGUGUCGUUAUGGGUGUCCACAUACUUUUGGCCAUAUAGAUGAUAUAUUCUUAGAUAUAUGGUUAAAAUAUAUGCGAGUUAUCUGUAUUAUCUUACAGAUUUUAAAUGUAUGAGUUUCCUGUAUUACAGAUUUAAACUGAUGUGAUUGUCAUAUUGUGUUGAAGAAGCACUUGAACGAAGAAACUGUUGCGCAACCUGCUGCUGAAUUAUUUAUUUCUUUUUUAAAAUUGCACAGCCUGUCGACAGACACUCCUACAGUGCGACGGGAAUUUUAUAAGUGCUUAAUUGCUGCAUAGUUUGAUUGACAGUUACAGCAUAGUUUCACUGUACUGUAAUUUCAUACAAUAAAGAUCAGCUUGCA
Molecule: messenger RNA, 3146 nt
Organism: Ictalurus punctatus (channel catfish)
Lineage: Eukaryota; Metazoa; Chordata; Actinopteri; Siluriformes; Ictaluridae
Product: wee1-like protein kinase
Exons: 6
Coding region: 1775-2323 (182 amino acids)
Source: RefSeq, a predicted model, not a curated record